Molecule: messenger RNA, 721 nt
Organism: Galdieria sulphuraria
Lineage: Eukaryota; Rhodophyta; Bangiophyceae; Galdieriales; Galdieriaceae
Exons: 1
Coding region: 171-455 (94 amino acids)
Source: RefSeq, a predicted model, not a curated record
UAUUUCUUUUCUCAGUAUCUUCUUUACCAUGUGCUUCCACCUUUGCUUUGAAAUAGACCGAGGUUUUCUAGAUAGUAACAGAAUGAUUCUCAAUCAGUUGUUUUCAAAAGCAUCCGAUCUCAGCAUUGUUCUACUAUUGUCGUUACUGAUUGCCGUGUCAAGUACGAGAGAUGCCUAGGAACGGUUCUCUUUCCAAGCGAAAAACAAAUUCCUCUCAGGGACCACUACGACACUUGUUUUGGUCUUUGUCGCGUUCUAGAAUUGGUGCAGGAGCAGGUCUUUGUGCAGGAGUUGGUGUAGGGAAUUGUGCGACGAUCGGCGGUCUUUUCUUUCCACCGGUUUUCCAUGUUGGCGUUAGUGCUGGCACUGGAAUUUGCUUAGGAUAUGGUGUAGGUGUAGGUUUUGACUUUAGUCUGGGUUCCUUGUUCAGUUGGCUCGAUUCACUACUCCGCUAGUUGACGUUAAGAGAGUUCCGUGAACGAUGCUUUGUUCCUACUACAGGAGUUAUUGAAAUAUUUUAGUUGCGGAAUAUACAAAUUUCUUAGAUACAAUAGGAGGAAGGCCUACUUGUGGUUUCUCUUUCUCUCGUUUUGUCAAAAUAUGACUAGUGGAUGGCACUCGUUCAAUCUGUUUCGCUUUUUAGUACUAUUUUCGUAAAGAGAAAAUUCGAUAAAACAAUAUAGUGAGAAGUUGUAUUCUUACCCACGUUGGUUGUUUUCAA